UUUACUUUUAAUUACAAAUGUGAGAUUCAAUUCAUUCAGAAUUAAAUAGGAAUUUAAAUACCUCUCUUUUUCAAGUUAAGAAACUAUCAAAGUUUGAAUUCUGUACAGCAUUGCAGCUUUCUCGUACGUUAAGUGCUUUUAAGGCGUUUUUCUGAAUAGCAAAGUUUUUUUGUGGUGUGGCAUAGUUCAUAUGGUCUAGUUGUGUGAGUUUGUUAAAGGAGUGUGUGUGAACAGCAUGUCCCUGAGGACCGAGCUCCUGAAAUCAGUGUGGUAUGCCUUCACUUCAUUGGACACAGAGAAGAGUGGGAAGGUUUCAAAAUCCCAGCUUAAGGUGCUGUCCCACAACCUGUACACUGUGCUCUGCAUACCUCAUGAUCCAGUUGCCCUCGAAGACCACUUCCGUGAUGAUGAUGAUGGCCCUGUAUCUAGUCAGGGUUACAUGCCCUAUCUAAACCAGUAUAUAUUGGAAAAGGUAGUUGAUGGUUCGUUUGUAAAGGAACACUUUCAUGAGUUGUGCUGGACUCUGACAGCAAAGAAGAACUAUCACCCAGAAGGAACGGUGCUGCCAUCAAAAGAUGCCUUUCGUCUAUGGUGUCUCUUUAAUUAUCUAUCUGAAGAUUCGUACCCUCUCAUUAUGGUCCCCGAUGAGGUGCAAUAUAUACUGCAAAAGUUAUUGGCGAUGACCCAUUUAGAAGUUGGUGAAAUGGAUUUUGGAGAAAUCUUAUCUACUAUGUCUCCUGGAUUGUCCGUCUGGCAGUUCCUUGAGUUAGUGGCUUCACCAAAAAUCCUGCAGGGGAUAAGUCGUGAAAGUCUGAGCAUGGCUAUUCAGGAUUUGUAUGAAGAAGUCAUUCAGGAUGUGUUGAAACAGGGCUACCUUCUUAAGAAAGGCAAUUUACGGAGGACGUGGACUGAGCGUUGGUUUAUACUGAAACCCAGUUCCUUGUGUUACUAUGUUAGCGAGGAAUGUAAAGAACAGAAGGGGAGUAUUAAUAUAGUCAAAGACUGUGGAGUUGAGAUACUUCCUGAUAGGGAUGGGAGACGCUGCAUGUUCUGUGUCAAAACAACCACUAAAACCCAUGAAAUGAGUGCAUCAGACACAAAACACAGACAAGAAUGGGUGACAGCCAUUCAAACUGCAAUACGUCUUCAGCAGUCUGGUUCCCGCUCCUUGCAUCGUGAACUGCAGAGCAGGCGCAGAGAACAACGAGAGCAACGGGAACAGCGUAAAGCAGCACGGGAGCAAGAAAUUCAAAGGCUAGCAGAAUUGCAGAAUGAGAAGGAGAGGCAACAAAAGGAACUAGAGCAUCUGAGGGAGGCACAGAAGCGAGCAGAAGAGGCAAUUCAACAAGAACAAAAUAGACACAAAGAGCAACAGGAGGAGAUGCAGAGGCAACUGGCGGUACAGCUCAGGGAAGCAGAAGAGGCACGUGCCUCAAUGCAAGCGGAGAUGCAACUAAAAGAAAUGGAGGCCACAAGGCAAAGACAACGAAUCGUUGAGCUGGAACAACUGCAAGAUCAUCUUCAGGAAGCUCUGACUCAAGAAAUAAGGGCACGCCGUGAUGAGGAAGAAUACAGACGUGCCCAGGCCAAGCUGUUGAUGCAAGAGGAGGAGAAACUGCGAGUAUUGCUCAGAAUGAGGGAGGAACAGAUGCAGUAUGUGGAACGCGCACAGAGGGAAAAACAAGAGUUGCAGCAAGAGAUGGAGAUGAAGAGUAAAGAGUUGCAUGACGCCCAGAAGCAACUAGAGGAUGUACGGGAAAACAGAGAGAGAGCUGAUAGAGAUGUGCAGGUAGCUCAGAGGAAGCUUCAUCAAGCUAGUACAAAUGUUCGCCAUUGGAAUGUUCAAAUGAAUAGAUUAAUGCAUCCUAUAUCCCCUGGAGACAAACGAGUAGCCCCUUCUGUUGGAUAUCAGGGAUUAUGGGGUGUAUCAUUAACACGUCACGACUCAUCCAUUAAAAGGCUUCAAACAUCAUUUGAGAAGGAUCCUGUGCACUCUCCAGGAGACCAGACAGAAAACCAACUAAAUACGCAAUCACCAAGCAACUCAAUUUAGUCCAAGGCUAUAUGUGUUAAUACAAAAUAUGCAACCAUGCUCACUUUUUUUAAAGAAUAAUUCAUUUUUAAUAAAAUUCAUAUUUAUUCUCCAA
This is a messenger RNA of Pelobates fuscus (common spadefoot toad), 2147 nucleotides long. RefSeq names its product DEF6 guanine nucleotide exchange factor (gene DEF6). NCBI's taxonomy places the organism in Eukaryota, Metazoa, Chordata, Amphibia, Anura, Pelobatidae. The record is from RefSeq and is a predicted model, not a curated record. Gene Ontology annotation, cellular component: cytoplasm; nucleus. The transcript has 11 exons. Bases 236 to 2053 code for a protein of 605 amino acids.